This is a messenger RNA of Aphanomyces invadans, 1949 nucleotides long. RefSeq lists its product as hypothetical. Gene Ontology annotation, biological process: protein O-linked glycosylation via mannose; endoplasmic reticulum unfolded protein response. Gene Ontology annotation, molecular function: protein binding; mannosyltransferase activity. Gene Ontology annotation, cellular component: endoplasmic reticulum. Lineage: Eukaryota; Oomycota; Saprolegniomycetes; Saprolegniales; Verrucalvaceae. The transcript has 7 exons. The record is from RefSeq and is a predicted model, not a curated record. The annotation marks the transcript as partial.
GGAUGGCACGCAUCAUGGAAUGGGUGCCGCUCGCCCUCGCCUCCGCCGGCGUGGUGCUCCACACGGCCCCGCUGUGCUAUGGCGACUGGGAGUUCAUCUACUCAUUCGACGACGGCGCCAACUUUGUCGAGAACCCCAUGAUCCAAGCGCUGACGGUAUCGAAUCUCUGCUCCAUGGCCAUGUCGGUCAAGAUCAACGUGUACGAGCCGCUGUCGUGGUUGCUCAAGGCGCUUGUCCACGAGCUUGUCGGCAUGCAAUCUCGAUAUGUUCGCAUGAUGUCGGUAGUUUUACAUUGGACAGCGUGUGGUGUCUUGGGAUGGACCAGCAAUAGGUUGCUGUCGUCGUUCGCGACGAUGCCACCAUCGUCCGACGAUCCGGCUUACAGCUUUUCAGGACAACUCUCAGCCGUUCUGUUCGCCGUCCACCCGCUGCACGUCGAAAUCCUUAUGUGGCCUUCCGCUCAGCCGUACCCGUUGGCCAUGCUGUUCACAUCGCUCAUGCUAUACCUUCAUCUCGAGUUUAAGCCAUGGUCGGCCGUUGGCGCUGUGUUUUACACAUGCGCGGUCUUGAGCAAGAGCAUUGCGCUUGUCACUCCCGUGGGUCUCGUCCUUCUUGAUGCGACCCAAGGCACGGUCCUGCCCUACCAUGACCUUUCGCAACACUUUCGUUACUUUCGCCAGAUGCGUGUCUACAUUGCGCUGUUUCUGGCCUUGGCUGCCACGACGUACGUGGCAAACCAAGGUGGUGCCGGCGACGACGUCGACACGAUCUCGCUCACGCUAUCUCAGCGCAUUGCCAAGCUCUUUCUCGUGAUUGUGUGGCCCAUCCAAGCGUGGGUGUGGCCACUUGGCCUCCGGCCCCACUACCAAAUCUCGGACGAUUUGUCCAUUGGUUCCAGUCCUUCUGUACUGCUAGCUGCGCUUCUCGUGGUGGUCACCUUUGUCGUUGGAAUUGGCAGCGGCUUGACUGCCAAGUCGCGACCCCACUUGGCCAUUCUCGCGGUAGCGGUGUACAUCGUGGUGAUGGUGCUUCCCGUGUCCGGUCUCAUUCAGCACGGCAUGGUGUCGCUGACGGCCGAUCGAUACGCGUACUUUGCAUCGGUGGUGUUUGUCCCCAUACAGACCGCGGUGCUACAUCGAAUGAGCCGACGGUCGGCGACUCUCGUGGCGUUGGCGCUGUUUGGGUUGUGGAGCUCGAUCACGUCGUUGCAAACUCAAGCGUGGCGCACCGAAGAGGGUCUGUGGCGAUAUAGUCUCAUGCAAGACCCAUCCGACUGGCGCACCCUGGACCAGUUGGCUGAAUAUUACCUGCACUAUGGCCGCAACGCGGAAGCCCUUCCGCUCAUAGAGCGAUCGUUGUGGUUUGGACCGACCCGCGGCUUCAAAGCGCGGUUGUUUCAAGCCAAGCAGCGCAUGUUCCUCAACCGCGUGGACGAAGGGUGCUCGAUGUACGCGGCUCUUUUCGAGGAUAAGCCGCAUCACCCGGCCGUGCUCAACAACAUGGCGGUGUGUGCGCUGUACCGCGGAAACGCUAGCGCUGCGACGUCGCUGUGGGAAUCGGCAGUGGAAAAUGAACGACGUGCCCAACGAGACAAACACGCCACGAUCGAGUCGAUCCCGGCGCACAAUCUCGCCCAAGUCCCAGCCUUUCUGUCGGGCGCCCGCGGGUUUAAAGCGCAGCUCAUGUGGUAGCUCACGGGCCGUUUGGGACGUGCGAUGCUCGCACCACGGACUCGACUGUCGUGGGCUUCCGCGGCGCCGAGUUGAGGUCGGUGUGGUUGGGAUGACGUUUGGUUGGAGCUGUGCAUGUCGCCAACAUCAGCGAGCGUAUUUCGACAGGUGCACGGAAUGCACAGCCCUCCACGGACAGCCCGCACUGGCGGCAGCAACAACAAACGACCUGUCGUCGUUGUGCCACUACUCAAAAGAGAGACAAGAAUAUGGUAGUUA